CACUCCCAUCCCCGGCUCCCCGCUGCUUAAAUAGCGCCAAGCCAGGGCCACCCACGCGCUCCAAUUCUCCAGACACAAGCAACGCAGAGCGCAGCCCGCACAUUCUCGCCGCGCGAGCACUCGACGGAGACGGAUUCAUCGAUCGAAGAGCAGCCCGCCGUUGAAGCGAGCCCUUCCUUGGUUGGUUCUCAUCCGUCUCGAUCGAUCGCCGCCUCCUCAGCCGGUCGUCGGUUUUCUUUCUCCCUGGCUGGAGCGAGCUAGCUGCGUCCGCCGUCGUGUUCAUGGCUGCGGCGGGGCGGUUUGGAACCCGGUGGCCGCCGUCCUGCUUCCUCGUCGUCGUGCUCGUUGUCCUGCUGACAGAUCAAGUGCUGAGAGCUGAAGCCUUGUCCAUCGGCAUCAACUACGGGCAGAUCGCGGAUAACCUGCCCUCCCCGUCCCGGGUGUCAUGGCUCCUCCGGUCGAUGCAGGUCAGCAAGGUGAAACUCUACGACGCGGACCCCUACGUCCUGAGCGCGUUCCUCAACACCGACGUGGAGUUCGUCGUCGGCAUUGGCAACGAGAACGUGCCGGCGAUGGUGGACCCGGCGGCCGCGCAGGCGUGGAUCCAGCAGCACGUGCAGCCGUACCUCCCCAGCACGCGCAUCACCUGCAUCACAGUCGGGAACGAGGUGUUCAAGGGCACCGACACCGCGCUCAAGGCAAGCCUCCUCCCGGCCAUGCAGUCCGUGUACCAGGCCCUGACCGCGCUCGGCCUGCAGGGGCGCGUUAACGUCACCACGGCGCACUCCCUGGACAUCAUGGGCAGCUCGUACCCUCCCUCCGCCGGCGCGUUCCGGCCCGACGUCGUGCCGUACAUCCAGCCGCUCCUGAGCUUCCUGUCCAUGACCAAGUCCCCGUUCCUGAUCAACUGCUACCCGUUCUUCGCGUACAAGGCCGACCCCAACAGCGUGCCACUGGAGUACGUCCUCUUCCAGCCCAACGCAGGAGUGACCGACCCCAACACGAAGCUCAACUACGACAACAUGCUGUACGCUCAGAUAGACUCGGUCUACGCUGCGAUCCAAGCGCUAGGGCACACUGAUAUCGACGUCAAGAUCUCCGAGACCGGGUGGCCGUCGAGGGGCGAUCCCGACGAGGUAGGCGCGACACCGGAGUACGCCGGGAUCUAUAUCGGAAACCUCCUGCAGAGGAUAGAGAUGAAGCAAGGCACGCCACUGAGGCCGUCGGUGCCUAUCGACGUCUACGUCUUUGCGUUGUUCAAUGAGAACCUGAAGCCAGGGCCGGCCUCAGAACGGAACUACGGGUUGUUCUACCCCGAUGGCACGCCGGUUUACAACGUCGGGCUGCGUGCCUACCUUCCACCGAUGGAUGAAUCAGAAGGCACAAGAAAGGCGGUUCAUUUGCUUGCCCUGAUCUCCAUUGCAUCGAUCACUCUCAUCUUAUCCUGAGAGCAUAUAUUGUUGACCACUGCAGCAAAGUUGAUGGAGGAAGUGAUGAGCCUUGGGGGUCUCUUGCUGCAACGAUUCCACUAGCAGAUUCACAAGGGAAGCUACAGAGGCAGAACAUUGCCAACAAUUACUUUGAUCAUCACAGACUUAGGCUAGCCCCGGCAAUUGGAGUGAUUUUUUUUUUAUAGCAUCCAGGAGCUGAAUUUGGCUCCGCACUGAUAGUGAAAAGUAGAACUAACUGAAGAUUGGAGGCGAUAGAUGGCCAAUGUACACAUUGUUUGAUAGAAUUUGUCUUGAUUUACUCUGGAGAUGUCUUCUUUGUGCAACUGUAAAUUUGUAUAUCAGUCGAAUGGACAGCAGAUAUUCCCUCUGGUCCGAAAUAAGGUGUCAUUUUAGAUAUCAA
Molecule: messenger RNA, 1851 nt
Organism: Phragmites australis (common reed)
Lineage: Eukaryota; Viridiplantae; Streptophyta; Magnoliopsida; Poales; Poaceae
Product: glucan endo-1,3-beta-glucosidase 14-like
Exons: 4
Coding region: 282-1448 (388 amino acids)
Biological process (GO): carbohydrate metabolic process
Cellular component (GO): plasma membrane
Molecular function (GO): hydrolase activity, hydrolyzing O-glycosyl compounds
Source: RefSeq, a predicted model, not a curated record